AUGGAGCGGGGCCCUCUUCCGCCGACGUUCACAAGUGUCUACCGCCUCUUCCUCAGGGCGUCCUCCGCCGCCGUCCUCCACCACAAGGUCGCCACCCGCCACCUGCGCCUGCUGUGGCGCCCCACCUUCCGCGAGGCCGCGCGCGUCAUCCGCACCCUGCAGGACCCCGCGCUCGGCACCGACGAGCGCGCGCGCUGCGAGCGGUGGCUGGCGCGCUGGGACACCACCGUGGACGACACCCUCGCGCUGCUGUACAGCUCCGCGCGCUCGCGCGGCCUCGCGCACAGGCUCACGCGCAACCUCUCCUUCACGGCGCACGACUUCCACGGGUGGCACGACCGGCGCCUCAACAAGCCCGCGCCCGCGUGGAACCCGCACGCGGACAAAUUCGCCGCCCGCAAAGGCAAGUUCGCGGCGCCGGCCCAGACGACGGCCCAGACAGCCUUGGCGACUGCGCGCGCGGGCGCGCGGGACAGGAGGCGCGCUAGCGCGGCGGGCGGCGGGGUGGAGUGGAGCGCGCUUGCGGAGGUUGUGCGGAUGGCGGAGGGCGCGGCUGGGAUCUCGCUGGGGCGGCUGGAGUUUUUCCGCAGGAGGGCGUAG
Heterobasidion irregulare TC 32-1 is the source of this 600-nucleotide messenger RNA. RefSeq lists its product as uncharacterized. NCBI's taxonomy places the organism in Eukaryota, Fungi, Basidiomycota, Agaricomycetes, Russulales, Bondarzewiaceae. The coding region runs from base 1 to 600 and encodes 199 amino acids. The record is from RefSeq and is a predicted model, not a curated record. The transcript has 2 exons.